UGAGAAAAGUUCGUACAAUGUGCUGAGAGUGGAAGAUACAGACACAUGAACGCACCGGGCUGAAGACUGAUAACAGCAGCAGCUACUGUGUAGUGGAGGCACCGGGAAGUUCUGCUAAAGUUCUUCAUAUAUAUUUCGCUUUUAGUUAUUUAUUUAUUUGUUUGCGUGUGGAGUAUUUAUUAUAUUUCUAUCGAAGAUGAACGGAGUGACGAGAAGUCUGUGCACAUUUGAGGACAUCAGAAAUCAAGAAUAUGGGGAGAGGUGCAGGCGACUGCGGCUCACACUGCACAACCAGAACCAGGCAACCCGGAGCACAGAGCAGCAAAGGGACAAGCCAGUUGGACGUGCGUUUGCACUGGUGCAGCCGGCCAGCGACAAGACAUCUCUGAUCCCUGAACCGGUCAAAUCUACAGAGGAGCAGGUGGAGGUUAUCAAGGUUUAUCUAGAGGCCCGCAAACAAGAGCAGCAGAAACACCAGGAGAGCCUGAAGAUGCUGUCAGAUGAGGUUUCACAGAUACAGGAGGUGAGGUAUUGCCUGAAGACACUGAGGGAGCAGAUGGCAGCCAAAAACAAGCCACACACAAACGGGUGGAAAGUGAGCGUUCCCUUCAAAAAGAGCACCUCGUCUGCACCCAAGGGAGGAGCUAAAGCUGACGGACAGGAAGCAGAUGAAGAAGCAGAGAGAAUCAAGCUCAGGGAGGUCAGCAAGCGCUUAUAUGCACAGCUCCAGGAAGCAGAAAAGAAACACCAAGAGGAGAAAGAGAGGCUGCAGGCUGAAGGCAGCAGGCUGAGGGAGCAUCUGAGCGACCAGGAGGAGAAGUUGAAGACCACAGAAGAAGCCAGCAUGAGGAAAGACAUGCACAUAGAAGAUCUCCAGAGGUUGCUGGGAGGGAUGGAGCAGGAGAGCGCCACCCUGAGGGAGGCAAUCCGCAACCGCGAGGAGGAACUCCGUGAACUGCGCAAGAUCAGAGAGGAGGGCCAAAAAGGGGAGCAGAGGGCUGAGCAGUUGGAGAAGGAGGUGGCUGUUCUCAAAGAAAAGAUCCACCAUCUGGAUGACAUGCUGAAAAGCCAGCAAAGGAAAGUCAGACACAUGAUUGAACAGCUCCAGAACUCUCGCAUGGUGAUCCAGGAGAGAGACCGCGUGAUCAAAGAGCUGGAGGAGAAAGUGGCCUUCUUGGAGGCUGAGAACCGAGAGAUGCAUGACCAGAUGGACUACUUCCUGGGAGGACAAAGGUCAAAUUCCUACCUUUCAUCAGAGUGCAACCCCCAGAUCGUCUAUAGUAAACCAAUCAAGCCAUCCAGCUCAUCUAACAAACCACUCCCUUUCAUCAAAGUCAUCGAGAUCAAGUCAUGAAGCGAUGAUUGCGCGGAAGAAAGAUGCAGUAAUUGUAAAACCACCAAACCUUUUCAAUGCAGACUGAAACCACACAGCAACACUUCUGAUAGCAUGCAUAUUUGGGAUGUCAGAGCUGAGCUUCCUGGACUCUAACUACAUCAACACUUCCGCUAAAGCGUUUUAACCACAAACACUCUUGAAGGAAUCUGUGUGGUGUUUGGUGGCACACACGCAUUGAGGCUUGCUGUGUGUCUGUGCGUAAUGAGUGAAUGAAUGAGUGUGUGUGUGUGUGUAUGUCAGCUUUAAUGUAGACACAUUAAGAGUACUGAAUCCGCUGAUGUGCAUUUGAAUUUUUUUAUUCUGUAUGUCCUUGUCCUGCCCUGUUUUGAUUGCUUUUUAAACCUUUGACUUUAUGACAUUGGCAUUGUUGUAUCAAAACAAAACUGUUGAGCGAAGUGCAGGCUGGCUGAUCUUUUUCCAAACUGGGUUAUGACAUUAUUAAGUUCAUAUAUAGUAAUGUAGCAAACAUAGCUAACUAAGCUAAAAGUUUCAUGUCAUUAACCACAUGAUCUACAUUCUGUGUCCUUGUAGUCAGUCACUCACCCAUGACUCUGUUUACUUGGCUGAGUGAAUGGUAUGAUGCUUUAAACGUGUAAAUACUGACUGUAGCCUAUGUAACGUCAACACCCUGUGAUGAGAUGUUUUUAAAUAAAAAUAUUUUUUAAGCCCCAAACAACAAUAUGGCACUUUUUAAAACUGUGAGAUAGCAGGAGAAAUGACAAUGUCAGUAGUGUCAUUAUUCUAUAUUUUUUUGUAAAGCAUUUCAGCUCCCAGUCAUUGUGUAAACAGUCAUCUCAUUUUGUACAUAUUAUUAAUGAAUGUGAUUUGAUGUUUUAAUUUCUGCCUAACAACUUUCUCUUUUUGUAUUUAUUUAUAUUAAUAAAACCUCUAGACAGAUUGUGUGAUAGAUGUUUUAUGAAGGACAUUCUAAUCUAUUAUCUGUGUUUGCGGUUAUGAGAAUAAAUUACUUAAAAUUAAAA
Siniperca chuatsi (mandarin fish) is the source of this 2376-nucleotide messenger RNA. RefSeq names its product tuftelin 1a (gene tuft1a). Gene Ontology annotation, cellular component: intracellular anatomical structure. The record is from RefSeq and is a predicted model, not a curated record. The transcript has 12 exons. Lineage: Eukaryota; Metazoa; Chordata; Actinopteri; Centrarchiformes; Sinipercidae. Bases 197 to 1354 code for a protein of 385 amino acids. Gene Ontology annotation, biological process: intracellular signal transduction.